AUGGAAGAGACAUUUGUGCCUUUACAGGGAAUCAAGAAUGAUCUCAGAGGAAGGUUGCUGUGCUACAAGCAAGAUUGGACUGGUGGCUUCAAAGCAGGAUUCAGGAUUUUGGCUCCAACCACUUACAUAUUUUUUGCUUCAGCAAUCCCAGUCAUUUCAUUUGGCGAGCAGCUGGAGCGAAAUACUGAUGGAGUUUUGACAGCAGUGCAAACCUUAGUUUCUACGGCAGUUUGUGGGAUCAUACACUCCAUCAUAGGAGGUCAACCCUUGCUGAUUUUAGGUGUGGCCGAGCCUACUGUAAUUAUGUACACCUUCAUGUUCAAUUUUGCCAAAGAACGAGCAGACUUGGGUCCAAAGCUCUUUCUAGCAUGGAGUGGAUGGGUAUGCGUGUGGACAGCUGCCUUGCUGUUCUUAUUGGCUAUAUUGGGCGCUUGUUCCAUAAUCAAUAGGUUCACCCGAGUAGCCGGAGAGUUGUUUGGUUUACUUAUUGCUAUGCUCUUCAUGCAGCAAGCCAUUAAAGGACUUGUGGAUGAGUUUCGCUUACCGCAAAGAGAAGAUACUAGUUUACCACAAUUUGUACCUUCAUGGAGGUUUGCAAAUGGGAUGUUUGCUUUGGUCUUGUCAUUUGGCCUUCUUCUCACUGCAUUGAAAAGUAGGAAAGCAAGGUCAUGGCGCUAUGGCUCUGGUUGGCUUAGAGGCUUUGUAGCAGACUAUGGUGUGCCACUUAUGGUUCUAGUGUGGACUGGUGUAUCUUACAUACCAACUAGUACCGUUCCACAUGGAAUCCCAAGGCGCCUUUUUAGCCCAAACCCAUGGUCACCUGGUGCAUAUGAUAAUUGGAUUGUCAUUAAGGACAUGCUCAAUGUUCCCAUCCUCUAUAUCAUUGGAGCUUUCAUUCCAGCAACAAUGAUCGCGGUGCUUUACUAUUUUGAUCACAGUGUAGCAUCCCAACUAUCUCAGCAGAAAGAGUUCAAUUUAAGAAAACCAUCUUCUUACCAUUAUGACUUGCUUCUUUUGGGGUUUCUGACUUUAAUGUGUGGUCUGCUCGGAAUUCCUCCAUCAAAUGGAGUCAUCCCACAGUCACCAAUGCAUACAAAGAGUUUGGCUACUCUCAAACAUCAAUUGCUUCGUAAUCGACUUGUAGCAACAGCACGCAAAAGUAUGAGAAAGAAUGCUAGCUUGGGACAGCUGUAUGGAAAUAUGCAAGAAGCCUAUCGACAAAUGCAGACGCCUUUGAUUUACCAAGAGGCCUCAGCUCGGGGACUGAAUGAAUUAAAAGAAUCGACCAUUCAGGCAGCUUCAAGUAUGGGAAAUUAUAUUGAUGCGCCAGUUGACGAGACAGUGUUUGACGUCGAGAAAGAGAUUGAUGAUCUAUUGCCGGUUGAGGUGAAAGAACAGCGUCUUAGUAACUUGCUUCAAGCUAUACUGGUGGGAGGAUGUGUUGCAGCUAUGCCCAUCCUAAAAAAGAUCCCAACUUCAGUCCUUUGGGGCUACUUUGCCUUCAUGGCCAUUGAAAGCUUACCCGGUAACCAAUUUUGGGAAAGGAUCUUAUUGCUGUUUACUGCUCCAAGUAGAAGAUACAAAGUCCUCGAGGAGUAUCAUGCCACUUUUGUAGAAACUGUGCCUUUCAAGUCAAUCGCGCUGUUUACAGUUUUCCAAACUCUGUACUUGCUUGUAUGUUUUGGGCUUACUUGGGUUCCAAUUGCUGGGGUUAUGUUUCCAUUGAUGAUCAUGCUCUUGGUUCCUGUAAGACAAUACGUUCUGCCCAAGUUUUUCAAAGGAGCACAUCUUCAAGACUUGGAUGCAGCAGAGUAUGAAGAGGCUCCUGCUUUACCAUUUAACCUUGCAACGGAGGCAGAGCUGGGAGCUGGAGCAUCCUAUGCAGGGGAUGCAGAGAUAUUAGAUGAGGUUAUGACCAGAAGCCGAGGUGAGUUUAGACAUGUUAGCAGUCCAAGGAUCACAAGCUCUACUUCAACACCAGGAAAUGCCCCUAAAAUCCUCGAGAGCCCACAUUCCUCCUUCAGUCCUCGUGUGAACGAGCUAAGAGGAGAGCGAAGUCCUCGUUCCGGUGGAAGAGGGCCAAACAGUCCAAGGACACCCGGAUCUUCAUCAAUUCUGGGCAAGAGUCCUAGUAACAACACAACAUCAUGA
Prunus armeniaca (apricot) is the source of this 2151-nucleotide messenger RNA. NCBI's taxonomy places the organism in Eukaryota, Viridiplantae, Streptophyta, Magnoliopsida, Rosales, Rosaceae. The record is from the annotation of a GenBank genome assembly.